Molecule: messenger RNA, 2560 nt
Organism: Hipposideros armiger (great roundleaf bat)
Lineage: Eukaryota; Metazoa; Chordata; Mammalia; Chiroptera; Hipposideridae
Product: paxillin-like
Exons: 4
Coding region: 1-714 (237 amino acids)
Biological process (GO): endothelial cell migration; transforming growth factor beta receptor signaling pathway; substrate adhesion-dependent cell spreading
Source: RefSeq, a predicted model, not a curated record
AUGCGGUGCCUCCAUGGGAUUGAUAUUGACCGAGCUCUCCAACAGUUGCUGACUGCACUCUUUCAUGCGAGACCCCCAUCUUGGCAGCGUUUGCUCUUUCCUUGGCUGGGAGCUGGGAGUGGAGAUGGGAAGGACAGCCUUGCCUAUGAGUCUCAGUUGUGGGAUCUGUCCAUUGGGGUGGCAGCUCGGCUCUUGACCCCACACUUGGCUUUACAGAAAGUGGUGACAGCCCUUGACCGGACGUGGCACCCCGAGCACUUCUUCUGUGCCCAGUGUGGCGCCUUUUUUGGUCCUGAAGGGUUCCAUGAGAAAGACGGCAAGGCCUACUGCCGGAAGGAUUACUUCGACAUGUUUGCUCCCAAGUGUGGCGGCUGUACCCGGGCAAUCCUGGAGAACUACAUCUCGGCCCUCAACACCCUGUGGCAUCCUGAGUGUUUUGUGUGCCGGGAGUGCUUCACGCCAUUCGUCAACGGCAGCUUCUUCGAGCACGAUGGGCAGCCCUACUGUGAGGUGCACUACCAUGAGCGGCGCGGCUCGCUGUGCUCCGGCUGCCAGAAGCCCAUCACGGGCCGCUGCAUCACCGCCAUGGCCAAGAAGUUCCAUCCGGAGCACUUCGUCUGUGCCUUUUGCCUCAAGCAGCUCAACAAGGGCACCUUCAAGGAGCAGAACGACAAGCCUUACUGUCAGAACUGCUUCCUCAAGCUCUUCUGUUAGGCGCCCUCGUCCCUUCAUCUGCCCUGCCCCCUGGCCCAGCCUUCCCAACUGCUACUGUGACCCAGAGGCCUCGCCCAGGGGUGAAGGGCCAAGCCCGACUGAAACUGGAACCCGUGUCCUCGGCUGUGCAGGGUGGCAGAAGGGCCUCGAAGGGUCCUGCCUGCUUUACUUCCCUCCCUGCCAGAGCCUCUGGGCGUCCUCCCACCUCCUGCAGCUCUCCCUAGGCUGCCAGCUCUUCAUCUUCGGAGGUGGGGGGCUGGAGGGCCCCACCCCACGAACCUGCCUGGCCAGGCCAGCACCCCACACUGGAGCCAUCUCUUACUCAUAUUUCGGCAGUGUAGCCAGGGGGAGGGCAGACAGGGUCAGAUGGGGUCUCUUUUUAUCCUUAUUUCCCCCUUGACCUAAUUAUCCUUGUUCUGAGAGUAUUGGGGGACACCUGACUCCCUCUAGACAAUGCCAGCAUAAAUCCAUCCAUCCAAGGGUCGAAGUGCCCAGAGGCUGCGAAAGGCUCCUUCCAGUCUCCCAAGGCCUGUGUGACUGCACCCCACCCCCCAUAACUGCUCUGAUUCUACUGAGACAGGCCUCGCCAGCAAUAAUGUUUUAUAGUCACUUCCUCCGUCUCUGGGGAUGGCGUGAGGUGGGGCAUUUCACCUCGUGCCUGGACACUGUACCGACUGAUUUCUACACUGAGGUUUGAAUUCGUAUCGUCUGAGUUGCUUUUACUUCUCUAUACAAAAUGAUUUUGAAGAGAUUUUAAAGACAUCCCCUUUUGUAUUCUCCUCCUCGUCCACUACCACUGGUCCUGACGGUGGCUGUGGCCUGGGGUUUGCCUUGUACUGAGGGCUUGGGAUGGGAAAGCAAUUUGUAUUUUAUUUUUUCUUAGCAUAAGCAGGUGAACUGGGAGCAGCUCUGAGUCCCCCCUUCUGUAACUUCAUGGCUCACCAGGACUGUUUUAUAAACUGCUGUAUUUUGAAACCCCUUCCUUACUACCCAGGCCAGCAAGCCCUUAACCGAAACUAGCCUAAGGGUAUCUUGCCCUUGGAGUCCUAGAAGUCUGAACCUCAUCCAUCCUGUUCCUGAGGGAGGAGAAGGGGAAAGUACACUUUGGGGGUGCUGUUUCCUGGCUAAGCCAUUGGGAGUGCCUGCUCUCCUGUGAACUCUUUGGCAUCAAAAAGAACCCACGGAACAUUCUCUGCCUCCUCAGUGCUUCCCUGGGGCUCCUCCUGCCUUCUCAGGAAAGCUGGUAUCUGAUUUUGACCAUUGGUCUUGUUGAUUCCACUGGGUGCAUCACUUCGCCAAAUUUCCUGCACCAGAGGUCUGGGGAAAAGGGCCCAGGUUAUUGCAAGGUCACCUGAUGGGAUUCUGUGCAGAUGGACAGGAUCCUGCUGAAGCCAUGGGAAGCCCCAGAGCUUUCUCCGCCAAGGAUGAAACAGGAGCAGGCAGGCCUGGGGUUCCUGGGCAGCAGAAUGGGGCCCCAGUGGGGUGUAAAAAAGUAAGAUCCAGACCACUCUGUUAGCCUCCUAGCAGUGGCUGAGUUCCCUGGGGUCUCAGAAGAGGGUCCCUCCUUCAUGGCAGGGCUGGGAGCAGCCAUGUCCGGGGAGGUCAGCUAGACCCCUCUAAAGGUCUGAUGUCUCCAUUUCCACCCAUAGGCCUUAUUGCUCUGUUUACAGUGACCUGCCCCAGGCCUCACCCCUAGAGGACUAGGGUUUCUGGGGUCCACUCUCCGGGUCAAUGGUUAUUUGAUGAUUUGAUUUUAAGUUUUUUCUCUGUAAACUUUUAACCUGGCUUUUCCCCAUUUCAAUUCCUGUGAUUUAUGCCAAUAAAGUUUGCCAUUAUUUUGACCUUG